CAACAAAUUGAAGAAAGAGAUCAAUCAUAUGAUUCAUGUUAUAUUAUUGGCUAUUAUAUUUAUUCAAUAUUUGAUCCUCUAACAACUAUUUUGUCUCAAAUGAGUUUUUGUUCAUUCGAAGAGGACCUAAGAUUAGAUGAAUCAUCCGAUUCUUCAUCUGAUACUUCAUCUGAUUCAUCGUUCGAUUCAUCGCUAAUCGAUUCCUAUGAUGAAAGUUCUGAUUUGUCAACUGAUGAAGAAAUCCUUGAUGCCGAGUUGAUGGACCCUCAGCAGCAUGAACGAAACAUGAUUUUGAUGGAGCGAAUCAUUAAUUCUGAAAUAAAUGCCAAUAAUGAUUGUCUUAUUCCUUUACGCACUAAGAACGAAUUAAUUGAUAUAGUAAUACCUAAACCAGAAAUUGACCUUAAACCAGACAUGGGAUUAAAAUUGAUUGGAACAAUACUUCACGUUGUGGAAAAUUAUGUGGUUAUUCAAUCAAUUAACCCUGGAGAAAAUCAAGUCUUGGAUUCUGAUACUGUCUUAUUACUUGAAGGCCCAGAAGUUUUUGGGACCAUUUUUGAAACAAUAGGUCCAGUUAGCCAGCCUUUGUACGUAGUUCGUUUUAAUAAUGAAAGUGAAUUCAACAAAGAAAAAACUGUGAAAGGUGCUAAUGUAUAUGCUGCGGAUGAAUACAUUCACUAUGCGUUUCCUGAUCAAAUUCGUCAGUUUAAAGGAUGUGACGCUAGUAACAUUAACGAUGAAGAA
Racocetra fulgida is the source of this 744-nucleotide messenger RNA. Lineage: Eukaryota; Fungi; Glomeromycota; Glomeromycetes; Diversisporales; Gigasporaceae. The record is from the annotation of a GenBank genome assembly.